AUGAAAAUCUUGCCACCGAGCUUGAUAAUCGUGACGCCAGAAUCGCAACCGAACUUACAGCAAGACUCGAUGAAAUCGAACGAGUCCUUCAAACCCAUCACAACAAUUCCGACAAAUCCGAUCAACAGAGCGUGGCGAGUCAAGCUUCCUCUGCAAGCUCAGGAAAAUAAACCAGACAAACAACGCGUCAAGAAUUGGGAAAAAACACGUAAAUCAAGCAAAAUAAGCGGUGGUUCUUCGAUUUACAUCCACAACCACAAUUCGACAUUAUCAGGAAACUCUUUUGCCGUUGCUGGGAACACUUCAACUACUAAAGCUACUACUGAAGCUACUACUAAACGCAAGCGAGAGGGCUUUAGAGGGAAAAAGAACGAUGAGGUGCAAGAACAAACAAAGCGAGUACGUUUUGAGGAAAAGUCGAAGAAAUUAUCAUCAGAAAAAGGGUCGGUAUCUAACUUAAAUUUUGUCCGCAAAAAAUCGCCUUUUAUAGAAGUUGCCGGCACAAGUGGUCAAAUGUUGGUUGAAGAUUUAGUUGAGGGUUUUUACGUUGUCUUUCCCGGGCCGACAUUUGAAUUUCCCACAAGACUUCAACAUAUCGAAAAUCUAAAAUCAGCUGUUAAUAUUAUCAAGUUUGUUAUGGAUAAGUACAUCCAAACAAACAAGAUAGUGGAAAAUAAAGUAAGUACGCAUAAUGCGUUUGAGCAUAUUUUCGGCAACAAUAACAAUCUUGAUAUGGAUUGUAAAUCGGAAUUUAUUCAUGAACCCGAAAAGCAAGAAAUCAUAAUACAAAAGUCAAUAUUUAGUUUGGAUUCGGAAAAUCUUAAAAAUAUUAAUACAAUACGUACGUAA
Molecule: messenger RNA, 849 nt
Organism: Paraglomus brasilianum
Lineage: Eukaryota; Fungi; Glomeromycota; Glomeromycetes; Paraglomerales; Paraglomeraceae
Source: the annotation of a GenBank genome assembly